Molecule: messenger RNA, 773 nt
Organism: Anneissia japonica
Lineage: Eukaryota; Metazoa; Echinodermata; Crinoidea; Comatulida; Comatulidae
Product: putative transcription factor Ovo-like 1
Exons: 2
Coding region: 72-773 (233 amino acids)
Biological process (GO): regulation of transcription by RNA polymerase II
Molecular function (GO): DNA-binding transcription factor activity; RNA polymerase II cis-regulatory region sequence-specific DNA binding
Source: RefSeq, a predicted model, not a curated record
AGAUACUGUUAUAUUUAUAUUCAACCCUGUAAUUCAUUGAUUUCAAUCAAUUUGAAAACGAAAAAGACAACAUGAAGCCAACGCUUACUUGCAACGUAUGUAACAAAGUUUUCCAAACUCGCUUCAACUACAAUAGACACCUUUCCCGUCACACAGAUGUCAACCAGCACCAAUGUGAUAAGUGCGGUAAAGUAUUUGCAAGGCAUGACAAUUUUGUUCGACACCUUAACAACAAGCAUGGUAGUGAAAAUAAUGCGCAAAGUGGGUAUGGUACAGACCAAGUAGAUGAACCUACAACCAAGCGACAGAAGUUAUCUAACAAUGGGCGUGAUUUUUAUCAAGUCACAGAUAUGACGGAAGUUGAUAUGAAAAAAUUCAAGACGAAAGCAAUCCAGUACACCGUUAAAUUCAACGACGAUUUAGAUAUUCAUGAUUCAACUACCGUCCUAAUUACGCUGCAUAAAGUUUUUCAGAGUCUCAUCAACACCUUGACGGAUGGAGCUCAUCCCGAUGAUCUGAUUCGUAUGGUGGUAGAGUGUCCAGAAUUAGAUUAUCCGAUACAACUUCCAUUGAUGAAAAAACGACACUUGACGGCAGAACUGUUUCUUGCGAGAGUAGAGCGAGUACUACUGUCAGUCGUACGAAGAAUUCAGCAUCGAUGGGUCACUCGAAAUACAGGUUACGCACGUACAAAUGCCCAGAGGAGGAAAAAUUCCCAAAAAAAGAUACGUCGACCUGGAACGCUUCUUAAGAGAAAAACAAUGUAUUAUUAG